Triticum urartu is the source of this 2178-nucleotide messenger RNA. RefSeq names its product protein ACCELERATED CELL DEATH 6. The record is from RefSeq and is a predicted model, not a curated record. NCBI's taxonomy places the organism in Eukaryota, Viridiplantae, Streptophyta, Magnoliopsida, Poales, Poaceae. Gene Ontology annotation, molecular function: protein binding. Gene Ontology annotation, cellular component: plasma membrane.
AAACGCGUUUUGCCCUUUGUGCUUUGAGUCCGCCAAGUAGCCAUCUCUCUCUCCAAUCCAUGAUAUAGUAGGUGUAGGUUCGAGCGCUAGGAUCUAUGCCAAGAGUGCACCUGCCUCCCAGAAUGGCUCCAGAGAACACAGAGCAAGCUCCCAGCCUACGGACCAAGCCAACUGAGGGGGUCGACUUCGAGCCGCAUCCGGAGCUGCUCCUGGCCGCGCGCCGCGCCGACUGGCGGCAGCUCGAGCGUCUCCUUGGCCAAAAAGACGACGCAGCAGCAGCGCCCCCGCCGGCGCCAGUGCGACCGGCACGUCAUGAUGUGAUCGUCCACAUCGCGGAAGCCGUUAAUGUCGAAUCGGCAUCCACGGUGACCUCGGCCGACGCGGUCACCGUGGCGCGGGACUCCGUCCUCCACGUGGUCGCGUCUCGGGGAGACGCUCAUGAGUUCCUGAAGAGCGCGACGGUGAUCUACGACAGGGCCCGUCACCUGCUCGACGCCCGGAACGGCAACGGCGACACGCCCCUGCACUGCGCCGCCCGGGCAGGGUGGGGCGGGAUGGUCGCUCAUCUCGUGGGUCUCGCGAGAGGAGCCGAGAAUGGCGGUGGCGGCGGCGACGACGAGAAGGUGAAGGCGAUGCUGAGGAUGCAGAACGAGCAGGGAGAGACGGUGCUACACGAGGCGGUCCGUUUGGGCAGCGGAGACAUGGUCGGCCGGCUGAUGUCGGAGGACCCCCAUCUAGCUCGAGUUCCGCCGGCCGAUGGCGCCUCGCCGCUGUACUUGGCUGUCUCGCUGGAACACGACGACAUUGCACGGCAGCUCUAUCAGAACGACAAAGGGUUGUCAUACUCUGGACCAGACGGGCGAAAUGCCUUGCAUGUAGCCGCUCUCAAGGGCAAAGAGACAAUAAAAAUGCUACUGGAAUGGAACAAGGAUCUCAUCAGACAAGCAGACAGAUCCAGUAGAAGCACACCUCUCCACUUUGCGGCAUCAUGGGGGGAGCAUGAGGUGAUCAGCUUGCUCUUGGAUGCUGACCAAUCCGCGGCGUAUCAGCCAGACAUCGACGGAUCGUUUCCCAUACACGUGGCGGCGUACGCGAACAAAGUCAAGGCAGUCUCUGUCUUGCUCGACGGCCGCCGGGACUGCGCCGAGCUACGUGACGCCAAUGGCAGGACCUUCCUCCAUGUGGCCGUCCUUGAGGAGAGCCAGUCUGUGGUGACAUACGCCUCCAACCUGCAGAGCAAGAAAUUUGCAUCGUCGGUGAUGAACAUGCAGGACAAGGACGGCAACACCGCGCUGCAUCUUGCGAUCCAGAUGGGGAACAUGUGGAUCUUCAGUCCUCUAAUGAAGAACCGUGAAGUUAAGCUGAAUCUGAGAAACAACAAGGGACAAACGCCACUUGAUCUCUCGUGGAUCACGACACCUGCAGGGGUUCAUUACGGAUUGAACCCAAGAAUUAUGAUACAUAGGUUGCUUCAAGAUGCUGGCGCAAAGAAUGGCACAUUUAGAUGUGAUCACUUCCACAAAGAACAUAUCGUUUUGCUAGACCCGAAGGAAGAAGCGCAGAAGAUAACCGACUCCACACAGACCAUAGGCAUCGGCUCUGUGCUGAUCGCGACGGUGGCCUUCACCGCAGCCUUCGCCCUACCCGGUGGCUACCGAGCGGAUGACCAUCCGAAUGGCGGCACACCGACGCUGGCCAGGCACUAUGCGUUCGACGUGUUCAUCAUCGCCAACACGCUAGCCUUCAUCUGCGCGUGCCUAUCCAUCACCAGCCUCAUGUACGCGGGGGUCACCACCGUGGACAUCCGCACCCGCAUGAUCUCCUUCGUUAUCUCGGUCACGUUCAUGGCCGGCUCGGCUAGGAGCCUCGGCGCUGCCUUUGUGUUCGGGCUGUACGUGGUGCUGGCCACGGUCGCGCGCACAACGGCCAUCGCUUCAUGCGCGAUCACAGCUCUCGCAUUGGUCGACGCCGUGUGGGCCUUCUCGAUGGUGGCCAAUGGGGAGCUGAUGCUGCUAAAGAGGCUUGGAGUUCGGGCAUGGUGGAGGCUUCCAUGGGCGAUUCUACUGACCUUUCUGUCGCAGUUCUGGCCUUACAUUGUGAUCGCCGGCGUGCUAAUAUUUUACAAGGUUGAUAGAGUUCAUUGACUUGUAAUGACAUUGUGGGACUGCUCGUAACGCA